CGCGGACUCCGUAUAUAAACGCGAGUGAGAUAGCUCUCUCCUCAUCCCCACGGCAAGGCGCAUCCUCAGAGGAGCGGCGUCCAGUCGAGCAACCCGCAGCCCGCAGCCAGGACAGCUUCAGAGAUGGCGCAGUGGUGCAGUUUUUCGGCUUUCGUGUUGCUCGUGUCUGCGGCGUGCUUAGCCUUGGCGCAAGAGCAAGGGCUCGAAUACCCCACAUACAAUGAAGUUCCACAAGGUCUCAGCUUCACCUGCAAUCAGAGAGGUCCUGGCUACUAUGCAGAUGUUGAAACACAGUGCCAAGUAUGGCACUGGUGUCUUCCUUCAGGCCAGCAGUUCAGCUUUCUUUGCCCAAAUGGAACAGUUUUCAACCAGAAUUUUCGCGUUUGUGACUGGUUUUACAAUGUUGAUUGUCCUUCUUCAACAGAUUUGUAUGGGAUAAAUGAUGACUUAUACAAGGACAAAGACGGAAAUUACAUAUAGAAAACCUUGAAUUUAAUUUUCAUGAGAAAAUACACAUCUGAAUGUCACAGGUGCACAUAAAUCAUUUCAUAGGAGGAGCUAAUAAAAAACAGCUAAUAACCAUCUAAAGUCAAAAUACUCGCAUAUCCAACAAACAUGGAUUAAAGCAGAAUAUGAAUAUGAAUAUGAAAUGUGAUGAGCCGAGGGUUUCUCUUCUACCUACAGAGAGAAAAAGGAGAAGGAGAAUUGUGAGGAAUGUAUAAGUAGUUAGAUCUGCAACAUUGAGGAAGAAAGUUGUGAAAUAACAGGACUUAUUAACCUUCACUUAUACUUAUACUUAUACUUAUAUGGUCUCACAACUCCUCCUUCUUCCUUUUCUUCUCAACAGAAUUAAAAUAAGUAAAUUUUGAUUACAGGUACUCAUAUCUGAUUAGUUAUUUUAAUGUAUGAGUUUUUGGUCUACCAUAAUUUCCAGUUUCUACUGGAGGGUGAAGCUGUUUCAUCCAGCAGUAUUUAAGUCACAAGAUUUGUCAUGUUAUUCAAGGCCAGUUUCAACCAGAGAUUUUUAGUUUCCUGCAUUCUGUGUUUGUCUGUUUGUUUGUUUGUUGUAGUACAAAGAUAUGUAAAGAAUUUGUCAGUGCUGUUAAAAAAAAGAACAAAAAAGAGUUCUCAGUCAUAACAGUUGUUACAUCAAUAUUUAUAUAACUUGUGUACAA
Schistocerca serialis cubense is the source of this 1175-nucleotide messenger RNA. RefSeq names its product U-scoloptoxin(01)-Cw1a-like. Bases 124 to 480 code for a protein of 118 amino acids. Gene Ontology annotation, cellular component: extracellular region. NCBI's taxonomy places the organism in Eukaryota, Metazoa, Arthropoda, Insecta, Orthoptera, Acrididae. The transcript is spliced from 4 exons. Gene Ontology annotation, molecular function: chitin binding. The record is from RefSeq and is a predicted model, not a curated record.